GCGGUCCCGAAAUCCAAAUAUUAUACAUACCUGCAUUCCAUUUUGUUUACAUUCCUUCGUAGUAAGUGUGUGCCGUGUACGUGAUAUUUUAUUUGCUUCAUCGCGUUUUGAUAAUUGUACGCUUUUUAAACUUGUAUUGAAUCUACAGUCAUUAAGGACACCGAAAACUAUCAAGCGAUUAAGCGAGAGUAAUGUUCUCAAAGAAAAAGAAAAAACCACAAAUAUCUUCACCUACUAAUUUUGAGCACAGAGUGCAUACUGGAUUUGAUAAGCGAGAAAAUAAAUUUAUAGGUCUACCUUUACAAUGGGCAAGUAUAGUAGGUAAUAAUCAAAUACUUAAAAGUACAAACAGGCCAUUACCUCUUGUGGAUCCAUCUGAAAUAACACCAACAGAAAUACUCGAUCUGAAGACUAUUGUACGUGGAGAAAACAACAUUAAACUUCCUACCCCUAUAAGCAAUCGAAAUAAUAAUGACCCAUCAGGCCUACCAAAAACAUCUAAUGUCGCUCGUUCAAAUUCAUUACGUUCAUCAAGUCCACCUCGUAUUCGUCGGCAGCAUCCAAAUGUACCACCACCAUUGCCUGAAAAUGAAGUCUUAGUUAUGAAUCAGAGUUUGGUUCCACAUCACUUACCUCAGUAUCCACAACCCAGCAAUUCACAAACAAAGCUUGAUUACAGCAACAAAUAUGCAAAACCUGGAUGUCCAGAGUGGUCUGGACAAGAAACGCCAGUAUCAAGAAUGAAUCAUUCAGAUACACCAGUUGGUCAGAUGAUAACAGCUGAUCAAAUGGGAUCACAUUCGUAUCAUCCUAUGCAAAAUGGAAAUAUUUCCUCUGUGUUUACAAAUGGUACUGCGGUUGACUCUCCAUCGGGAAGCCAAACUUCUCAAGCCAAUACUCCAGUGCCUCCAAAUCGCUCUCAUCCUAUUAUAAAUAAUGCUCAGAUAGUCAGCACAAACAAAGGUAUUAGCCAAAAUCUACAUAGACUUCCAGAUCAAAACCAGAAUUUGAAACCUACAACAAAUGGAAUGUCUUCAGUCAGCAAUACAUCAAUUCCUAGUGUUGCUACUAAACAACAUCAUGAACAGCAGCGUAUUACACAUGAACAAUUCAGAGCAGCUCUACAACUUGUAGUUAGUCCAGGUGAUCCUCGUGAAAAUUUGGACAGUUUUAAAAAAAUCGGUGAAGGUUCUACAGGCACAGUUUGUAUUGCUACAGACCGAAUUACUGGCCGCAAAGUAGCUGUGAAGAAAAUGGAUUUACGAAAACAACAACGUAGAGAGCUAUUGUUCAACGAAGUUGUUAUUAUGAGGGAUUACCAUCAUGCCAACAUAGUAGACAUGUAUGAUAGUUUUUUGGUCGGCGAUGAGUUGUGGGUUGUUAUGGAGUAUUUGGAAGGUGGAGCGCUUACAGAUAUGGUUACACACACUAGAAUGGAUGAAGAACAAAUCGCCACAGUUUGUAAACAAUGUUUAAAAGCUCUAGCUUAUUUGCAUUCACAAGGAGUUAUACAUAGAGAUAUAAAGAGCGACUCCAUACUCUUGACCACAGACGGAAGAGUAAAAAUUUCCGAUUUUGGUUUUUGUGCUCAAGUGUCUCAAGAACUACCUAAGAGAAAAUCAUUAGUUGGAACACCAUAUUGGAUGUCUCCAGAAGUGAUAUCACGUUUACCUUAUGGGCCGGAAGUUGACAUUUGGUCAUUAGGAAUAAUGGUCAUAGAAAUGGUUGAUGGUGAACCACCUUUCUUCAAUGAACCGCCCUUACAAGCCAUGCGAAGAAUUCGUGACAUGCCUCCACCUAAACUAAAAAAUUCCAAUAAAAUAUCUCCAAGACUACAAGGUUUCUUGGAAAGGUUGUUGGUGAGAGAUCCAGCACAAAGAGCGACUGCGGCUGAGUUAUUGCAACAUCCAUUUUUAAGGUUGGCCGGUCCACCAUCGCUUUUAGUGCCAUUAAUACGAGGCUCGAGACAUAGCAACUGUUAAGAGGUAAACGACACAAUGUUCGUUUGUGCAAUUUUUGUUAUUUAUUACUUAUUAUUAUUAUUUUUUUAUUGUAAUUAUUUUUUGACUUAAUUCAAAUGUAUCUUAUACAAGUUACUUAAAAUGUGUAACUUAUAAAAAAAAUUAUAAGUAACAAAAUAUACAAUGACGGCAAUUUUGAUAAUUUUAAUACCUACCACAGGUGGUAUUUUAAAACAUUGAAAAUAUUUGUUAUCAACAUUUUUUUUAUGUGCUCAAUGUAUAAUUAUUUUACUUAUAAACAAGAACUAGUGCCUUAAUAUAACUAAUCGAUUUUGUUACAAAGUUAUAAUAAUACGUUUUAGUUGUUUUGCUCUCCAUAAUUGUAAUAAAAACCUAGAACUCUGAUAGAGUGAUAGUAUGGAUAAACAUUUAAACUAUAAACAUAUACUAUCUUAUCUUGUGCCUUAUAAAUUUUAAGAAAAAACUAAAACAUUUUUUAUUGUUAUAGUUUUUGUUGUACUUAUAUCAUUGAUUGCAUACCAUGUGUAACACUACUCCUAACUUGUUACUUAAUUUUUUCUAAGAAAAUUAUAAUUUUUAAAUAUUAUAUUUAUAGAUACAUAAUUUUGUAUGUAUUUCACACCACACACAUAGUUUUCAUAAAUAUCAAAAUUUAUGAAAUUCUACAUUCCAAUUCUAUUACCAUUUUCUACGCACUCUUUAAUUAUUAGCUGAUAUUUUAUUUUUUGUAUUAAGAUAUAGUUAACAGUUAAAAUUGUUAAAAUAGUGUUGUAGAUAAUAGAUGCAACGCAUACAAGGUACAACUCUACAUUCCAAUUAUUAUUGAUUAAUAUAUUAAAUAAUUGUAUACAUUUAAUUGUUAUUUUCUAAAUCAAUCUUAAAUUUUUUUUUACAGUUGGAUAAUUUUAAGUCUUCUAGUCAUAAAAAACACAUUCAUUUAGUAGAGUUUUAAUAACUUUCAUUUCUACUUAUCGCUUAAUGUUAACUCGAGAACAAAUAAAACUUAAACAAUAAAUUAAGUUAUUAUUAUCUUAAUUUGACAGUAAAUUUCCUUUAUAAAACACUCCUCAACGUGUAUUGA
Adelges cooleyi (spruce gall adelgid) is the source of this 3063-nucleotide messenger RNA. It is a transcript of the gene mbt, whose product is annotated as serine/threonine-protein kinase PAK mbt. NCBI's taxonomy places the organism in Eukaryota, Metazoa, Arthropoda, Insecta, Hemiptera, Adelgidae. Gene Ontology annotation, biological process: intracellular signal transduction; regulation of MAPK cascade; protein phosphorylation. Bases 192 to 1982 code for a protein of 596 amino acids. Gene Ontology annotation, molecular function: protein serine/threonine kinase activity; ATP binding. The record is from RefSeq and is a predicted model, not a curated record. Gene Ontology annotation, cellular component: cytoplasm. The transcript is spliced from 9 exons.